AUGAGCGGGGGUGGGUGCAUCAGCUCUAGGACACAUCAUAGGCUUGAGCAGGCAUUCACCAAGUCUGUCCUUUCCAUGAGCGAUGCCCAGAUUAUCACUGGCAUUGCCAUCUUCAUUAGCGGGCUGGCACAGCUCCCAUGUGGUCUUUCCUGCUUCGAGUUUCAGAUAUUGGUGAACUUGGCAUGGUUCUCCAGUCUCACACAUCUCUCGUGUCUGACUGUUCUGCGGAACUACCUAUGCAAUCGUCCAGUAGAGCGCGCCUGGCGGCUUCUUUCAAUGCUUGUUCUCGUCGUCAUGCUUUCCAUUGCUCUUGUUCCUACAGCGAAUUAUGCCUGGGCCAACUCCUUUUGGGCGGAUAACGAAGUGCAUCCUCCCCCAAAUCUCACAGGUCCUGCCAUCUGCUUCCUGAAGCCUGACCGUCAGUAUCAGACUUUAAUCUCGUUACUGUCGUCCACGAUUUCUAUCGUCCUCAUCUCUCUUGGUUACAUAUUGCGGACUCCACCAACCAUUGUCAUCUUUUGUGAGCAGAAGCGUCCGGGGAAGGCUGAGUAA
Molecule: messenger RNA, 552 nt
Organism: Penicillium brasilianum
Lineage: Eukaryota; Fungi; Ascomycota; Eurotiomycetes; Eurotiales; Aspergillaceae
Source: the annotation of a GenBank genome assembly